AACACACACAUACACACUUUUCCAGGGAUGAUGAUGUGCUCUCGCUUGCGUCCCUCACUCCCUCGCCUCUUGCCGCUGAGGCUGAUGGGUACUGGGACCUCCAAGACGGUGGCAGUCAAGCAGCCCGACCUUCUUUCAGCGUCUCUGGCCUUUGAGGAUCCCAGUGCCUUCAGGGUGAAGAGUUUGGGUGAGCUGCUCCGUGCUCUGGGCAUCUUCCGCCUCUGCUCCUUCCCUGUGCUUGUCAACAACAGCGGGAAGCUGAUGUCGGUAGCACGCACACUCCUGGGCAGAAGGGGGUUUUCCUUGCUGCUGCGGCCCACCGUCUAUGCCCAGUUUGUGGCUGGAGAGAAUGAGAGUGAGAUUUCUCAGUCCAUGGAGAAGCUGAGCAUGCUGGGACUGAGGCCAAUGCUGGCCGUACCAAUCGAGGAGGAUCUGGGAGAGAGCACGGGAGAGAAGAGAUAUGACAACAACAUGGAGGCCAUGUUGGAAUGUGUGCAAAUAUCCCACAGCAAGGCCUGGAGCAAAGAACAAAAAAACCAAAAAAAAAACCCCCCCCCCCCCCCCCCCGGUGUGAAACUCACGACCCUCAUGGCAGAGCAACCAUAUGACCUGAAUCUUCUUGUCAGAGCUAUGGAUGGAGAGUCAAUCAACUUCCCUGGUUUAGAUGACAGGGAAGUUGCCCAUUUCCUCUGUGGCCUGCAGAGACUCAACAAAAUAGCAGAGGCAAGUGUAAACAAAGUCAGAGUCCUGGUUGAUGCAGAGUACACCUACAUGAACCCCGCCCUCUCUCUUGUCACCAUGGCGAUGAUGAAGAAGUUUAACAAAGAUGGCACGUGGAUUUGGAACACAUAUCAGUGUUACCUAAAGGAGUCCAGGUCUCUCCUGUUAGAAGCUCUGCACCUGUCCAACAAUGAGGGUUUCUGUCUGGGGGUCAAGCUGGUACGAGGAGCCUACAUGGACAAAGAGAGGAAGUUGGCAGAGAAAGAGGGUCGUCAGGACCCGGUCCACCAGUGCUGGGAGGACACCAAUGACAGUUAUAACAGCUCGCUGGAUGUGAUGCUGGAAGCCAUUUCCCAGAAACCCGAGCGCUACAGGAUCAUAGUCGCCACUCAUAACGAGGAGUCAGUGAGACGAGCCGCCAAACGGAUGGAAGAGUUGGGGAUAGACAAUGAUGGAGGCUCAGUAUGUUUCGGCCAGCUGCUGGGCAUGUGUGAUCAUGUCUCCCUUACACUGGCUAAGGAGGGUUAUGUUGUAUACAAGUCAGUGCCAUACGGCUCAGUGGACGACACGCUCCCAUACCUUGUGCGUAGGGCUCAGGAGAACCGCACCGUGUUGCAGGGAAUCCGUAAAGAGAGGGACCUACUGAGGCAAGAGCUCUACAGGAGACUGAGUCUGAGGAGAGGCAGCUAAUAGGCCACCGGCACAGAGGGGAAAUAGAGAAGAGGCAUUGGUGCUGAACCACUGGACACAUUCAUGUUAAGGUUCCCAAUCAGGGAACGAUGGAGCAAUAAGAAAGCAACAUGGAAACACAGUUGGCCAUUUGAAUAAAAGGAUGUAAAAAUCCAUGCCCACUCACCUAUUUCUUAAGUUGUUAUGAAAGCCAUAACCUACUGUAUGCCGAUGAAGAAUUAGUGAAUUUAAAUUAAACAUGACAACUUGCAAUAGUUGUAAUCAAAAUGACUGUGUAUGGUUCAACUGAACACUUAAUGAUUUAAUGAAAAAUGAGAACAAUAAGAGCAACAAUGUUAAGUUUGAUGGAUAAUUUGUUCAAAUACUAAUAUCGCUGCUGUACUUUAAAACUGUCAAGGUUUCAUAGUACUAAACUACAUAUAUGUAUGUAUGUAAUACUUAUUUUCAUUUUGACUGCUGGUAAAGUAACAGACCUCUUAACUUCUGGUAAAAGCACUAAAAAUAUGGGGAAACUUAAUUGACUGAUCACCUACAUUUUACAAAACUAUGUCUAAAAUGUAACAUGUUAGAAAUUGCUCUUAAAAUCGUAGAAACAGACAUUAAAACCUUACAUUUACCAUUUAGGUUUUCUGCUGUCAAACUCCUCUGUAGCACAAAGUCAAUUAUCCAUGUAAUAAACAUGUCGGCAAACAACAAAAGCUGCUUUUUCACAGUGUUGAAGCAACAAAUAAUUAGGAACAAGAGAAUAUGACAGUGAAGGUAACUCAGUAAUCAAGUCUAAUAUUUGCUUAGUCUUUGCCAGAGUCUGACUGGCUGAUCUGACCUAGGAAUAUCACUAUCACAAAAACAUAACUAGUAAAGUAAAAGCCAUUUCAAACAAGAGAUAAUCCAAAGCAUUCUGGGUUCCAAGUAUGAUAAACAGUCUGUAAUAUUACAAGGCUCACGCAAACACAUUUUGGGUGAAAGCCUUUAACUGGGUGUUGGCAGCAUUGAGAGAAUCAGUUAUUACCAUGUGUAGUUUUAUAAUGUCUGGCUAUGGAAUAUUCCUCAUUGCCAACUCUUAUAGUAUAUUUAUGUUAAGGAAUUGGAUAGGUUUUCACAUUUUGUUCAUUAAGCAAAAGCGGUUUUCUCUUGAAUCGCCUAAAAAUCUCUUCCUUUAAAUCAGCUUCAUUGUUUUGAAAAAUAUUAUCCUGACAUCAAGAAUCAGGAUGUGAUCCCAGGGAGCAGCUCCUGAGUUUCUAACAUGUAGAAAACCAGAUAUGUUAAGGUUAUGGAAGAAGACCCAUGUCAGAAGGACACCUUUCUGUUCUCUGCUACUUGAUUUUCAGCGUUUACAUUAUCUGAUUUUGUUUCAUGCUUUGAUUUAGCCUGAAUUGAAUUUAUAUUAAAACAAAUAAAACAAGAAGACAACAUAAAACAUGCAGUUUCAUUGUUGUUUAUUUGAGAAGUGGGUCAACAAUACUUGACAUGUCUGUCACCCGACUGUACUGCCACAAGCCAGCAACACUGUAAUGCCGUUUAUACAAAUUUUCAAUUGG
Molecule: messenger RNA, 2948 nt
Organism: Perca fluviatilis (European perch)
Lineage: Eukaryota; Metazoa; Chordata; Actinopteri; Perciformes; Percidae
Gene: prodh2
Product: proline dehydrogenase 2
Exons: 10
Coding region: 28-1410 (460 amino acids)
Cellular component (GO): mitochondrion
Molecular function (GO): FAD binding; proline dehydrogenase activity
Source: RefSeq, a predicted model, not a curated record